Racocetra persica is the source of this 1863-nucleotide messenger RNA. Lineage: Eukaryota; Fungi; Glomeromycota; Glomeromycetes; Diversisporales; Gigasporaceae. The record is from the annotation of a GenBank genome assembly.
ACUGCUGGAUGGUUUAUACCACUUCUUGCUUUCAUCAUCGCGACUUUGUUAAGCGGUGCUGCUUCUCUACUUUUGUGCGAAUCAUUGAGUGCUCAACCUGAAAACGAAAGAUUCCAGAAAAAGAUCGAAUUUACUCGCCUUGCCUCAACGUUGAUAACUAAUAAAUAUCAACGUCGCGCUAUUCAAUUUGUUCUUUUUGUGACAUUCGAAUCCUUGGUCAUUUCAUCAAUUAUAAUAUCUUCUCAAACUAUGGAUUCUUUGACGAUCUCGGUGUUUGGAAAAACUUGUGGAAUUGGAAUUUAUCCAACACAAGGUGUCUUUUGUGUGUCAGAACAAAGUGCCACAGGAAGUCCUUUCGGAACUAGUUAUAUGCUUUUAACUAUUACUCUGGUAACCGUUGUUCCUCUAGGAGUUAUGGAUCUUGUUGAUAAUAUUAAAGUGCAAGUUGUAACUUGGAUUAUUACUUUCAUUGUUCAUGGACUCCAACAAGACCUUGUUCCGUUUCUUGGUAGUGAUCAAAGCCAAGUAGUUGGAACCGUCCUAUACAAUUAUGCGUUCAUAACUACUGUACCAAGUUGGAUUAAUGAAUCGGUUUGGAUGGCAUACGCGAUGAGUGCAUCAUCAAACAUUAUUGCCGUAAUUAACAAAUCUAAUGAACGCACUGUGAUCAAUCUUAUUACAACAUACUUGUUUCCUGUAGCUGCAUUGAUAACAAGUGUUCCAGUAUAUACGAUUAUUGUGCGCCUUAAUUUGAUGAAUCAUAAUAAUUUCAGUAAAAGAACUUCUAUAUUAUUAUCCAGCGUGUUGCCAUGGAUUAUUAUCCUUCCAUUCCAAACAGGAUUUUGGCUCAAUUCAUUUAUGAAUUGGACGAGUUUAAUAUUUUCAACUAUUAGCAAUUUUAUUCUUCCAUUUUGGCUAUAUUAUUUGAGUGAAACUCAAAAAUCUGUUAAAAAGGUUGAUUUGGUUAAAUCAGCAAUACCAACUCCAGAAAAACUUAGACGAAAGUUAUCAUCAAUGUCUGAUAUCUCAAUAAAAAGUGCAUUUAUAGCUGAUGAACAUCCACCGCUUCCGAUUGUUGUUAGUCCACCAUCUCCGGGUCUUAAACCACUCGAUAAUCAUAGUCAUGAUAGCAUUCAUCUUGCUCCACAUACGCCAAGUACUCCAAGACGUAGGCGUUCUUGCUCACCAAGUAGAUCACGUAGUCUUUCAAGAAGUAGUUCUAAAAUUGGCGUUGAUAACAUCGAAGUACAUCAAGUGCAUUCACCUGAUAGGCAUAUUGAUGUUAUUGUAAUCAAUACGGAUUCAUUAUCUAAUAAUCAAAAAUUAACUGAUUCGCCAACUUUUUUAAGUGUGCCAUCACCUCAUUCUGACGUUGAAAAUCGUGAUCGUGACUUGUCAUGUUCACCACCAGGUCACAUGACAUCUAUGGCAACCGAAUCUGAUGCUAAAGGAUAUCAUUUAUCGGCUCCACUUUCUCUCAUAGCUCGUACCACUUUUAGUCGUCGGAAAUCUACAUCUCGACUAACGAUUGUGACAACACCAGCAAUUACAAUUAGUGAUGAAUCAUGUGAUAAUGACAUAAAUGACAAUUCGCCAAACAAUUUAUCAAUUCAUUCUUGCCAUUCUAGUAUAACAUGUCCGCCAUCACCUCUAUCUAUGUAUGAAGAAAAAACGAGUUCAAGUUUUAACGAAGCAGAACUUGCUAGGUAUAUUGAACCGUUUAAGGCUUUCCCAGGAUUAUCAUCAAAACAUGGGAUUUUGAUUGCGAAAUUUGGAGGAACAAUUGCUAUUUUAAUGGCUUUUGGAAUCCUUACCUAUGACUUUGUACUGUUAGGAAUGGGAUCUAAUGUAUUUGUUAGCUAA